Molecule: messenger RNA, 1677 nt
Organism: Dioscorea cayenensis subsp. rotundata (Guinea yam)
Lineage: Eukaryota; Viridiplantae; Streptophyta; Magnoliopsida; Dioscoreales; Dioscoreaceae
Product: probable serine/threonine-protein kinase PBL25
Exons: 6
Coding region: 146-1441 (431 amino acids)
Biological process (GO): protein phosphorylation
Molecular function (GO): ATP binding; protein kinase activity
Source: RefSeq, a predicted model, not a curated record
UUAGUACCUGAUCCUUUCCUUUAGUGAAGUUAGGUGGGAUCUCAUGAAGGAAAAGUCCUCUGCUGAGAUGCAAAACCUGGGUCCACAAACGUCCUACUCGUGCAUUGCACACAAAGCAAGCAUAAAGCCAGUCUGUGCAUGAAUUAUGCACAUUUCUUGCCUCUCCAUCAUUCUGCUAAUUUCCCAAGAACAAUCUCCGAAGAAGAAGGCAUCAAAGUUUGAUGCCAGGAAGCAACCCAGUCCUGCUCCAAUUUCCAAUAGAACCACUGCAUUGGCUGCAGAAUCAGAGAAAACAAGAGAUAAGUACAUUACUGAAACAACAACAGCAACUCGGAAAGAAACUGGCAAUGGCAAUGGGAAUGGAAACAUUCAGGCACAGACAUUUACGUUCAGAGACCUGGCUUCAGCUACAAAAAACUUCCGGCCUGAUUGCCUGCUUGGCGAAGGAGGAUUUGGAAGAGUUUAUAAAGGUCGACUUCAAAGCACUGGGCAGCUUGUUGCUGUUAAACAGCUUGACAGAAAUGGCUUGCAAGGCAAUAGAGAAUUUCUUGUUGAGGUUUUGAUGCUCAGUCUUCUGCAUCAUCCAAACCUUGUUAACCUUAUUGGUUAUUGUGCUGACGGAGAUCAGAGACUAUUGGUGUAUGAAUUUAUGGCCAGGGGAUCUCUAGAAGACCAUUUGCUUGAUAUUCCACUGGAUCAAAAACCGUUAAACUGGCACACAAGAAUGAAAAUUGCUCAUGGUGCUGCAAAAGGUCUUGAGUAUUUGCACGACAAAGCCAAUCCGCCUGUUAUAUACCGCGAUCUUAAAUCACCGAAUAUAUUGCUUGACAGAGAUUUCAAUCCAAAGCUCUCAGAUUUCGGUCUUGCUAAGCUCAGUCCGGUCGGUGAUAAUGUUCAUGUGUCCUCAAGGGUGAUGGGAACCUAUGGAUACUGUGCACCGGAAUAUGCAAGAACCGGGCAGCUGACUGUAAAAUCAGAUGUUUACAGUUUCGGAGUUGUAAUGCUGGAGAUAAUCACUGGAAGGCGAGCCAUUGACACUAGCAGGCCGAUGCACGAGCAGAACCUCACAACUUGGGCGCAACCGAUGUUCAAAGACCAGAAGAGAUUUCCGGAGCUUGUGGAUCCAUUGCUGCGAGGAGAGUACCCAGGAAGGGCAUUGAAUCAAGCAGUAGCUGUGGCUGCAAUGUGCCUACAGGAGGAUCCAUUGGUGCGGCCGAUGAUGGCUGAUGUUGUUAUGGCUCUUAAUGUCCUCGCAACUGGAUGUGAAGAUAAUGUUGGAAGAUCUUCUCCUUCAUUCCGCCUGUCCCUGCAAAACGAGGAACAAAUACAAGAACAACAGAUGACAGAUUAUGACAGUGAUGCGGAGCGCAGGCAUGCCGUUGCGCAGGCCAUUCGAUGGGGUUCCAGUAAUUCCAGAAAUAGCAAGCAUUUGCAGACAUGAAGAUCAUCCUGCAGUCUCUAUGUAUAAGAGUACAUAUUUCUGAUCCCUGUUUCAACAUUUUGUAUAAUUUCUUGUCCACGUUGAGUGUAGUAUAUUAUUUUGGAAUUUGUCCACAGAAUGACAAAUUUACAAUGAGCUGUGAAUAUAAGCUUCCGCAUAAAGAACUCAUGAUACAAAUUCAACAUAUACCAAAACUAUCAUAGAUAAUCAAAGAGAACAAAUUGCGGCAAAAAAAA